Xiphophorus couchianus (Monterrey platyfish) is the source of this 1452-nucleotide messenger RNA. It is a transcript of the gene ogfod2, whose product is annotated as 2-oxoglutarate and iron-dependent oxygenase domain containing 2. The transcript has 5 exons. Lineage: Eukaryota; Metazoa; Chordata; Actinopteri; Cyprinodontiformes; Poeciliidae. Gene Ontology annotation, molecular function: L-ascorbic acid binding; oxidoreductase activity, acting on paired donors, with incorporation or reduction of molecular oxygen; iron ion binding. The record is from RefSeq and is a predicted model, not a curated record. Bases 424 to 1443 code for a protein of 339 amino acids.
ACGACGCAGACAAAAAGUCUCGGUUUUAUACCUGCAGCUGCUUCACAACAGAUAACAUCUUCCUGGACGACUACAAGCUGCAUGUUCGCUUUGUGUCCGAGCAUCAGUUCAGGCUGCAGUACCAGCCGGUGAGUCAGUAGCAGUGGUUAGCGGCGUACACAAAUAAGACAUUUAAAGGGGACAUGCUCGCUGUUUAUUUUUGAUAUAAGUGCCAUUUUGUUUCCACGUACAGCUGCUAACGAGGCUCGGCUGCGUCACGGAGCAGCAGUUUGUAGACGUGCUUACCAAGGUAAAGAGGCGUGCAAGCGUGUGACGUGGUCUGUUUAUAAAGUCAAUUGAAUUUAGCGCAUAGAAUACUACGGAGGCCGUCUGGUGACAUAGGAGAGAAAAACAACUCCUGGCCACCAGACAUGUGAGAACACCAUGUUGGCAAAGUUUCCCAGGAGGUGGACAGAAGAAGGCACACAUGUGAGACAUCUGCUGAAAGAACUGCUGCCAUUAAAAACACAUACGAGCCUCUCCAUCCUCAUGUCUACCAUCUGCAGGUACCCAAUGCUCACUGGCUGCGUGUUGCUGUGCUUUGCUGAGACUCCACGCCUUCACUCCUCCUCUCCUCAGGAGUCUUACCUGGCGCCGGAGCUCAAGCAGCUGGUUGCGUACUGCAGCAGCAGCGACGCAUGUGAAGAAGGUCUUAGCGAACUGCUGGAGGACGUAGGAGGUGAUAAAGCGUCCGCUUCGUUGAAGAAGCAUCGGUGGAGGAAUGCGAGAAAUAGGAUAAAUUCUCCCACCUUAGCUCCGAGAGUCUAUCGUCUCCCAGUGUUUGAGAAAAGCUUCUGUGAGCAGCUGGUGGAGGAGCUGGAGCACUUUGAGCAGUCAUCAGCCCCUAAAGGAAGACCCAACACCAUGAACCACUACGGGAUUCUUCUCAACGAGUUGGGCUUUGACGAGGACUUCAUCACUCCUCUGAGGGAGCACUACCUGCAGCCUCUCGCCUCCCUGCUGUACCCGGACUGCGGCGGCCGCUGUCUGGACAGCCACAAAGCUUUUGUUGUCAAGUACGCCAUGAACGAAGACCUGGAUCUGAGCUAUCACUACGACAACGCAGAGGUCACUCUUAACGUUUCCCUGGGCAAAGAGUUCAAAGACGGAAACCUUUUCUUUGGUGACAUGAGACAGGUGUCCAUAAGUGAGACGGAGUGCACAGAGGUUGAGCACAGGGUUAGCGAGGGCCUCCUGCACAGGGGCCAACACAUGCACGGGGCCCUGCCCAUCUCCUGCGGCCAGCGUUGGAACCUCAUCGUCUGGAUGAGGGCCUCGCAGGAACGCAACCAGCUGUGUCCCAUGUGCAACAGGAAGCCGUCGCUGAUGGAGGCAGAUGGCUUUGCUGAUGGAUUUACAAAACAGUCUGAGUCUCAACAGAAUGGCUCCUGUGAAUUAACGUGACUGUAUCCA